Messenger RNA from Patella vulgata (common limpet), 5297 nucleotides. RefSeq lists its product as uncharacterized. The coding region runs from base 113 to 4810 and encodes 1565 amino acids. The transcript is spliced from 13 exons. The record is from RefSeq and is a predicted model, not a curated record. Gene Ontology annotation, molecular function: protein binding; GTP binding. NCBI's taxonomy places the organism in Eukaryota, Metazoa, Mollusca, Gastropoda, Patellidae. Gene Ontology annotation, biological process: regulation of apoptotic process.
CGAUGAGUUUAGCUGAACAAUUGUUUGACAGAUCAAGACAAGGUUUUAUAACAUUGUAUAUAAUAUAUUAGAAACUAUUGUUUGACAGAUCAAGACAAGAUAAAGAAGAGAAAUGGCUGGAUAUAGGAAUCCAGGAUACCUGCCACGUCACCAUGCCAUUUUAACGGAAAACAGUGAAUUGCUACGAACUAUACUUGCGGACGGAAUUAAAAACGUGGCACAUAAAUUAAAUGGACGCUUUGUUUUGAGUGAUCAUCAGUUGAAUAUCAUAUUAAAAACAGCCCCUCAACAACCAGAUGAUGGUGUAUUCGAAUUAAUAAAAAUACUAAAAAGGAGUUCGGCGGUACAUUUUGAAAGAUUUAUCGAAUGUUUGAAGGACCUCGGAUAUUUAGGAUUGGUUCAGAAACUUACAGAAAGACAUUCAACUAGUGUUAAUACAAUUCCCCAAAUAGAAACACGACCAACCCCUAGUACCAGUAGUAGUACAGAUACAGUAUCAGCUUUGGGUCUACAAACAGUAACACAGCCAUCUCCUAGUACCAGUAGUAGUACAUAUACUGGAUCAGCUUUAGUUUCACAAACAGAAACUUUACAUGGUAAUACUAGUACAGAAAUCCGGGUAUCCAUUAUAGGAAAGACAGGGGUUGGUAAGAGCGCAUUAGGGAAUGCGCUGUUACAACACAAUAUCUUUAAAUCACAACAACAGAUUAACUCAGUAACAUCAGAAUGUGGUUCAGGACAACGACAUCUUCAAUUAAAUGGUGUAGAUACCUUACUAAAAGUUGUGGAUACACCAGGCUUGUUUGACAUGGGUAACAGUAACAAAACAAUAGCCAAGGAAAUCGUUAAAUGUAUUAAUAUUUUAUCACCAGGGCCGCAUUUAUUUAUUAUGGUAUUUAGAAUUGACUACAGACUCUCACAAGAGGACAUAAAAGUUCUUGAAUAUUUUAAAAAUACUUUCGGUGAAAUGAUUGAUAAAUUUGCCGUUGUGGUGUUUACUGGGAAAGAUCAACUGGAUGAUCGAAGUGAAGAGGAUGCUAUGCGUGAACAUCAUGCUCAGUUAUCAACAUAUAGUGAUGUUUUUAAAAACCGUCGAUUCGCAACGAUCAAUAACAAAGAUAAAACAGAAGGCAAGAAGAAGGAUGUUGAUAGAAUCUUACAAUUACUUCAAACAACUAUAGAGAAUAAUGGUGGGGACUUUUAUAAAAACGAAAUGUACGAAGAGGCGAAGAAAUUAUUUGAAACGAGAAUCCAAGACCAAGAAGAAGACAACGAAAAGGCAUUGGCUGAGUUAGAUAAACUUAAGAAAGAACGAAUUGAAAUGGCACAGCAACUUGGACAUUUCAAACAACAAGAAGAGGAACACAAACGACGGGAAAAAGAUGUCAGCAAUCGGGAGCUAGAACUGAAACGAAGAGAAGAUUUGAUACAGAGGUUGAGUUUACCAAGUGGACAGUCUUACACAGAACAAGCCAGCACAUCAGCAUAUCAACACGUUGAAUACCAAGAGAGCCCACCUGAUGCGAAGAGGAGAAAAGUUAUAGCUAGAAGAGAGAAAGGGAAGAUGUCACCUGAAGAUGAUUGGAGAAUAAUAUCAAACUACAUGUAUUUAACCGAGAAUCUGAAUCCUCUACACCAAUUAUUAGACAGCUUAAUUCAAAUGUAUGUUCUAAAUGAAGAUGACCUGGAAAAAAUCAGGAGAGCGGAAUCUAGCGCCGGUACAAAGGCAAUGAUUCGUCAAUUUCUAGAUAUUCUUCGAACUUGUGGUAGACAUGCAUAUCCUAAAUUUAUCAUUUGUUUAAUUAAAUCAGGAUAUGGAGAAGUGGCUGAACAAUUAACAUCGGAUGUUGAUAUGGAUGGAAUAGUUAAAAGGGAAGAGAAACAAUUACGGACAGAGAAAAAAUAUUUACAGUUACAGAAAAAACUUCAACAAAUAAAACAGGAGAGUGAACAGGCGAUUCACAUAUCUGCCAAAGAGAACCGGAGGAUAAAAACGACGUUGAACUCAUGGAGGAUAGCUUUAAAAACAAAAACCAAUAUCUUGGUUCGAUUCAAGUCCGAGAUGAGAACGAAAACGAAGCUACUGGACCAACUAAAAGAGGAAAGGGACACACGAAAUGAGGAUCUACAAAUGACGAAAGUGAGAAACAGUAUUUUGUACGAUGAGCUGGACCGCAUUUAUGAACAAAAUGUUAUAAUAGAAGGAAUUAAAGAGGAAUUUGUAGAUGAUGAUAAUGGACAAGAUGUAGAAAUAAAUAAAUCCGAUUAUUCGUCAGUUGAUAUUCAAGCAAGGGAUGGGAAACUGCUGGUAAAACAAGAACCUCUAGAUGUACAUCAGGCUGAAGAUGUAAAUGAGACUGAUGAUAUAGAUCGUAGUCUUCCAACAGAUGAUACACCUGUUGACGGCAUUACAAAAGACAAAGUUGUUGAAAAUACUGGCUUGUUUGUUAAACAAGAACCACAAGAUGUAAAUGAGACUUGUGACGUAACACAACCAACUGAUUUGUGGUCUACUACAAGACCAGAUAUAGAUCAGACUCAUGAAGUAUCCCAGCCAGCUGGUGAUCAACAAGGUAUAUCAGCAUAUCAACACGUCCAAUACCAAGAGGGUCCAUAUUAUUCUAAGAGGAGAAAGUUUACAGCUCGAAGAGAGAAAGGGAAGAUGUUACCUGAAGAUGAACGUAAAAUAAUAUCUAACUAUGGGUAUUUAACCAAGAAUCUGAAUCCUCUACAUCCAUUAUUAGACAGCUUAAUUGAAAUGUAUGUUCUAAAUGAAGAUGACCUAGAACAAAUUAGAAGAGCGGAAUCUAAGGGUGGAAGAAAAACAAUGAUUCGCCAAUUUCUAGAUAUUCUUCGAACUUGUGGUAUAAAUGCAUAUCCUAAAUUGAUCUGUUGUUUAAAGAUAUCAGGAUAUGGUACAGUAGCCGAACAAUUAGAAUCGGAUACUGUAAUACUGCACCAUACAGAUCAGAGAUAUGGAGAAAUGUCUGGUUCGUCCCAAGGGAAUCAGUUCAUGAUUAGAGAAAUGGCAGAUAGACGCCACUAUGAUGUAUCACAUUCAGGAGUCGGGAACAGAUCAGAGAUACACACUGAUGAGGUUGAUGUUGUGAAAGUCAAGAUCAAGAAGGCACACAGCCCUGUUAUUUUAUCGAAGGUGAAACCUGGCUAUCGAAACGUUCAAAUAAAGGAGGAAACAUUAUCAACAUGUAGACGUAAUGCUAAAAAUAUUGCCAAUUGUGUUUUGUAUGAGAACCAAAAGUCCGUUUUUAACCAUGAAUUAGAAGACGAACAUGAACAAGAAGAUUAUGUUAACACAACUGAGCUGAACACUAACCCUAAAUCACAGGCAAUACUGGGCGCUGUUAUUCAAACUACAGAUGAUUCACCACGUGAUGUAACAGUAGACAUGAUUGAUGAUCAGAAAGCUGGAAAGGAUGGCUCAGGUAGUCCACUGGUCAUAAAGCAAGAACCACAAGAUCUGGAUGAUCAACAAGAUAUUACAACUUUAUUGACACCAGGUCACCACUCACCAAAUCGAGAUUCUUGUCUACAAUCCACUUCCCAACAUCAGGAUACAGAGUCUGGUCAACCAUCAACAUCAUCGAGUCUAGAUUCUAGUCAUAUUAAUCAACGUAAAGAUGAUACAACACCAGUUAAAACAUCACCUGUUUACGAUGAUGAUAAAGUUGUAAGACCAGUAGAUAAAUAUACAUUAUUUAAUGUUUGUGAACAUGAUACAUUAGACAAAUUAAAAUCUAUUUUAUCAGAUAAAACAAUUGAUAUAAAUAAUACAUGUGAUCUAGGUAGAACCGCCAUGUUUUAUUGUAUUAAAUCGGAUAUCCAACCUAUAGAGAAACUAGAAUUAUUGAUAUCAUAUGGUGCUAAACUUGAUGUUAAAGACAAGGAUGGUAAUAGUAUAUUACAUGUAGCGUGUGAGUAUGGAUGUGUAGAAACUGUUAAAUUGUUGUUAAAUACAGGUAGGGUAGAUAUAGAGAGUAUGGAUAAUGAUGAUGAAACUCCAAUACUUCUAGCUAUGCGUUCACGUCACCAACCUGUAGAAAAACUAGAAUUAUUGAUAUCAUAUGGUGCUAAACUUGAUGUUAAAUAUACGUUUGGUGAUAGUUUAUUACAUGCAGCGUGUAUGAUUGGAUGUGUAGAAACUGUUAAACGGUUGUUAAAUACAGGUAGGGUAGAUAUAGAGAGUAUGAACCAUUUUAAAGAAACCCCAAUAUUUAAUGCUAUAUUUUCAUUUGAAAAACCUAUAGAGAAAGUAGAAUUAUUGAUAUCAUAUGGUGCUAAACUUGAUGUUAAAGAUGGGGAUAGUAAUCGUUUAUUACAUGAAGCGUGUGAGUAUGGAUGUGUAGAAAUUGUGGAAUGGUUGCUAAAUACAGGUAAGGUAGAUAUAGAGAGUAAGGGUAAUGAUGAUGAAACCCCAAUAAUAUGGGCCCUGUGUUCAACAAAACAAUCAAUACAAAAGGUCAAACUAUUAUUAGAUAAGGGUGCUCAACUAGAUCAUUCCUCCAGUAUACUUCACUAUGCCUGUCAAUAUGGCAGUCUAGAUUGUGUAAAGUAUUUUAUAAACACAAAAGAAUUCGAUAUAGAAAGUAGGAAUGAUAAAAAUCAAACACCUCUAUUUGAUUGUGUUUUGACAAAACGAAAUAAUUUUAAAAAGAAAAUAGAAUUAUUGAUGUCUAUGAAUGUUAAUAAAUUGGUUAGAGAUAUAAAUAAUUUGAGUGUAUUACAAUUUGCUCGUCAACAUGUUAAAAAACCACGUGUACAAUAUCUUAUUAAAAAUGGUUUUACUGAUUAAUGAAUAGCUUAUAGAAAACCGUAAAUUAUAAAAUUAUUUUUCUAACCACAUCUAUUGCGUGGCAAAAUACAGUCAUUUGAAUGAGACAUGCAAGUAAAAGAUCCCUGGAGAGUUUGAAUUCGAUAAAAGAGUAGGCUUUGUCGCCGCUGCCCGGGCAAAAUGUCCCUCAUAGGAUACUGUAUGACGUACGCCAGUCUUCGUUACAAGCCCAGGAUGUUAAACCCCAUCGUAAUAAUUCUAUGUAAAUAUACAUACCAAUAAUAUCAUACUUUCAUAGGUAAAUCUUGUUCACGAUAAAUUAAAAACUAGUCUCGAACAUCAUGACAUUUAAACCACUGUUAUAUUUUAAUAUUGUAUACCAUAUAUAGACAUUGACCUGUAUUAUAGACAUUGACCUGUAUAUAUAUAUUUAUAUCACAGUUAUUAUUGGAUUAUAUCUGUAUAAAUAUUUAUCAUAUAUGAAUAAACUGAAGGUAAAUAAAACAAA